GUCCCGACUCUCAGCCCCCUGCUCUAACCACUAGACCCCACGCCCCUCCCCCAGCUGGGGAUAAAAACCAGAAGUCCUGAGUCUCAGUCACUGUCACCACUAGAGCCUAUUGCUACCAAACCAGCAAGUACAUUGCCUUUAAAGGCCAGGAACACACGAUCAUGGUUCCCUUUCCUCCCCUGAGGCACCAGCCACUCACGGUGCCUGGGGCUAUUGCCACAGAUGCAAAUGAAGAUGAUUCCUCCUUACCUGCCCCCAACCUCUCUGCUGUUUCCUUAGUGUUAGCGGUGGGAUCAGACCAGAGUCUCAGCCACUAACCCAGGCCCAAGUCCCAGGCCGGCUCAGCGCUCUGCCCUGGACGGAGAUGGCCUUGGUGCUGGUCCCUGCCUUUUGCCUCCUGACCGGCGCCUCUGCCCAGGAGUGGGGCGUGACAUUUGCACCAGGGCCCCUGGCUGGUUGGACCGGCUCCUGCGUGACCAUCCCCUGCUCCUUCACCUACCCUGCGGGGUGGACGGUGACGGCCGUGAUCUGGAAACGGGACGAGGAUCAAACCGUCUAUGACUCGGAGGAGGCUCGUGUCCACGCGGCCUUCAAGGGGCGCGCCCACUAUCUGGGGGACCUGCAGCGCGACUGCUCCCUGCGGGUGUCGGGGCUGCGCCCCAGCGAUCAGGGCACCUACCGCUUCCGGUUCGAAGUAGUGCGCCCUGGCAGGAGUGAGGGAUGGUGGAGUACAUCAGUACAGCGACUCACGGUCUCCGACCAUCUGUGCCAGCCCUCCCUGGGGCGCCGAAUGCAACCGGGACCCUCCCUCAACUGCUCCGUGCGGGCAACCUGCCCCCAUCGCCCCUCGUGGUACGACCGAGAUGGCGCACGGCGGAGCCCAGGGCAAACCCCGGGUGGGGCUGGGACGACCGAGCUGCCAAUAUCCCCGUCCCAGCUGCACCCUGGCGUGGCUCUGAGAUGCCAGGUGGAUGGAUACAGGAAUGAGUGUGACUCUGACCAAUCCCAGCCCCUGGGAACAGUUGCCCCCAACGUGCCCAGGGUCGAAGUUUCGUGGCUGGCAGGGAAGGCAGCACUAAGGGAAGGCGAUGGUUUUACCCUGCGCUGCCAGGCUGCUGCCCUGUGGCCCGUCGCCGGGUACAUCUGGUCCCGUGGGGACGUGUGGCUGCCAGGAGCCAGGCAGGAUUUACGUGUUGAGAAGGCAGCCGUCUCCGACGGAGGGAGCUACGCGUGCGGGGUCUGGGUGUCCAGCCCCGGCUGGGGGUAUCUGAGCCUCUCUGCGAGGGAAUCGGUCGAAGUUCAGCACGCCCCCACAGGUGUCCGCGUGUCGGCAGCGCCGGGCACCAGCCCGCAGGCAGGGGAAUCGGUGACGCUAACGUGCAGUUACACCAGCAGCCUCCCCGCCCCCAACUCCUACACCUGGUACCGGGGCGGCCGGCAGCUGGAGGGAUCCCGGCAGGAAAUGGUGUUGAAGAACAUCACGGCGGAGCAGGCUGGGGAGUAUCGCUGCCAGGCCGACAAUGGGAUCGGCCAGUCCCCGUCCCCCCCCAUCAAAAUCACCGUCCUGUCCACCCCCCGUGUUUGGGCUCCCGCGUACAUCCUAGGACCUGCAGUUGCGCUUGUCCUCCUGCUGCUGGUGGGGCUGGUCGGCGUCACAGCUUGGAGGAAGAGGCGGAGCAAACGCCAGGGGCUGAGCAGCGAUCCGCGCGCGCACCGAGGUGUGUCCGCGCUCUCUGUAUGGCACCGGGCAAUCCCACAUCUACAGCCAGCCCAUGAACAUGGGGAAAGUACUACUGGCGCUGAGCUUUCCCGCAGGCCAGAGACGGAGUCACCCUAUGAGGAACUCCAAGGACGGACCCAGGAUAUUUACAGCGAGUUGAACUCUCCCCAAGCUGGUUCCCACCGAGCUCCGCCGAAAUUCUGACCAGUCCUGGGACCCCUCUGCACGGCCGGGACCUUAAACACAAAGAGAAGCCAUCGCUCAAUGGGGGCAGAUCCCAGCGGGGUCCACAAGCGCCGGCUUUCCAUUGUGCCGGGGGGUGCUCGAGCCCUGGCUCUGCCCCAGGCCCCAUCCCCACUCCACCCCUUCCCUCAAGGCCAGACCCCUGCUGUGCUCCCACCCCACCUCUUCCCACCCCCGAGUGUGCUGCUUCCUCACUCCUCUCCAGUGUGCCCCGGUGGGCAGGAGGAGCGGGGAGGGAGGGGGAAGCACUGACGGGGGGCUGCCGGUGGGUGGUCGACGCCUAUGCUGGGGUCAAGCGGCCGUAGCUGCAUUGGAAUGAAUGGGGCCAGACCCCCAGGUGGGGUGACAUGGCCAUCACUCUACUGGAGAACUUGCCUGGGAAUAAAUAGCUCCGCAAUGCAGGGACUGGGUAAUUCUUUUUCGAGAUCAACUUUAGAAAAAAUAGUGGAAAUCCCGAGACAAAAAACAGCGGUUAACUUGGGGUUAAAGGUGAGACGUGCUGAGCAAUUCCCAGGAGCAAAGGAGAGGGGAACAAGGGAGAUUUCAAAUCCCAAAGAGGAGACAGGCAGGAAAUUCCAGGGUCAAGUCAAAGUUAGGAGAAUCCGGCAGCUGGGGGACGAGCAGUGGGCGUGAGCUUGGUUCAGAGGGUUUUCCCGGCUCCUCGAGGAGGGUGAACACAGGCCGGGGCGUUGACGGUGGAGUCUCAUGGGGUUCAGGAUCCUGGCAGCGCAGAGGGCACCACGGCCCGCAGGGACCUUGGCUUGGCUCUGUUACAAUAGUCCCCAGGCUGUUCGAAUAGUCUCCAGGAUUGUCCGAGGGGCUGGCAGUAUCCCCGGAGCGCAUGAUUUCCUGCUGGGGAUGCAGAAAGACACACAGUGGGAAAGACGGUCUGAAAACCAGUGAUCACACCCCCAGGUUGAGGUGUGUGUGUGUCUGCCCCUAUGGGCAGUCGGGCGAGGAGCGGUUGGAUCAGGGGCCGGGCAGCAGGGACUCCUGGGUUCUAUCCCCAGCUCUGGGGUGGGAGAGGGGCCCAGUGGGUUAGAGCAUGGGGG
Chelonia mydas (Green sea turtle) is the source of this 3015-nucleotide messenger RNA. RefSeq names its product B-cell receptor CD22. The transcript is spliced from 11 exons. The coding region runs from base 365 to 1924 and encodes 519 amino acids. NCBI's taxonomy places the organism in Eukaryota, Metazoa, Chordata, Testudines, Cheloniidae. The record is from RefSeq and is a predicted model, not a curated record.